CUGAAAGUGAAAGUCAAAAUUGAAGUCAGAGCUGCAGUUCAGACUCAUCUCUGAGUUUCUCUGUGAAGAAAUCUAACCUGAGUUCAUCUGGACUUUCUCAGACACUGACUCCGACACUGUGUGUGAAGAUGUCUGCUGCCAGCAAUCUGCUCUCUGAAGACCAGUUUCUGUGCUCCAUCUGUCUGGAAGUGUUCACUGAUCCAGUCUCCACACCAUGUGGACACAACUUCUGCAACCAGUGCAUCACUCAGCACUGGAACACCAAGGUCAUCUGUGACUGUCCCCUGUGUAAAAAACAGUUCAGAACAAGACCUGAACUCAACGUCAACACUUUGUUCUCUGAGAUGGUUUCUCAGUUCAGACGUGAAGCUGAACUCAAAGCCAGCAGCAGCUCAGAGCAACAAGCUGCCAAACCAGGAGAAGUUCCCUGUGACGUCUGCACUGGAACCAAAGAGAAGGCCCUCAAGUCCUGCCUGGUGUGCCUGGUCUCCUACUGUCAGACUCAUCUGGAGCCUCAUCUGACAGUGUCAGUCCUGAAGAAACAUCAGCUGAUGGAGCCUGUGGAGAACCUGGAAGGCAGGAUGUGUCUGAAGCACCAUAAACCUCUGGAGCUGUUCUGUCAGAGAGAGCAGACAUGUGUCUGCAUGAUGUGCACUGUUUUAGAGCACAGGAACCACGAGUUUGUUCCUCUGAGUGAAGAAUGUGAAGGAAAGAAGAAGGAGCUGAGGAAGACAGAGGCUGAGAUGCAGCAGAUGAUCCAGGAGAGACGAGUGAAGAUCAAGGAGAUCAGAGAGUGUGUGAAGAGGAGUAAAGCUGCUGCAGACAGAGAGAAAGCAGAAGGUGUUGAGGUGUUCACUGCUCUGAAGGAGUGUGUUGAGAGAGGCCUGAAGCAGCUGAUGGAGAGGAUGGAGGAGGAAGAGGAAGCCAGAGAGAAACAUGCUGAAGGUCUCAUCAGAGAUCUGGAAGAGGAGAUCUGUGAGCUGAUGAAGAGGAGCUCAGAGGUGGAGCAGCUCUUCCUCUCUGAAGACCACCUCCACCUCCUCCAAGGCUUCUCCUUCCUGAAAGCUGCUCCACCCACCAAGGACUGGACACAGGUCAGCGUCCGUCCAUCAUCAUAUGAGGGGACUGUGGUGAGAGCUGUGGCUCAGCUGGAGGAGACUCUCAGCAAAGAGAUGAAGAAGCUGUUUGAGGCUGAUCUGAAGAGGAAGCAGCAGUUUGCAGUGGAUGUGACUCUUGAUCCUGAUACAGCUCAUCCUGAUCUCAUCCUGUCUGAUGAUGGAAAACAAGUGAGUCAUGGUGAUGUGAGGAAGAAGCUUCCAGACAACCCAGAGAGAUUUGAUAGACAUGGUUUUGUUUUAGGAAAACAGAGUUUCUCUUCAGGUAAAUUUUACUUUGAGGUUCAGGUUAAAGGAAAGACUGACUGGGUUUUAGGAGUGAGCAAAGAGUCCAUCAACAGGAAGGGAGAGAUCACAGUGAGACAUGAUGAAGGUUUCUGGAUGAUAGGUUUGGCAAAUGGAAAUAAGUACUUUGCUGUUGACACCCCUCCCCUUUUCCUCUCUCUGAGUUCUGCUCCUGAGAAGGUGGGGGUGUUUGUGGAUUAUGAGGAGGGUCUGGUCUCUUUUUAUGAUGUAGCUGCUGCAGCUCUGAUCUACUCCUUCACUGGCUGCUGCUUCACUGACAAACUCCUCCCACUCUUCUGUCCCGUACGAAAUGAUGGUGGUAAAAACUCUGCUCCUCUGAUCAUCUGUGCUGUCAAUCAAACUGUCUGAUCUGUUUUUAUCAUUAAACAUCACCAACAAUGAAUAAAGUGGUGAGAAAGUGACAGAUUAACUGUGAUUCAUGGUGAACGAUUCUCUGAUUUCAUUGAGCAGCAGUUUGUACCUAAAGAAACGUUCAUCUGACAGCUUGAACUGGGGUUGGGCAGUAAUAAGGUAUACCGGUGAUGUCUUUCAAAAGCAACGGUAUCAGUUUCAAUACCGUCAUUGAAAAAAAUGGCACUGCACUUAUAUAGAAGAUAAGGAUUAAAUCUAAAAUAGAAUGUAUUCAAUGCCUAAAAAUGAUUCUUUGUCCAGCAGCACUUAUAUGUGGUUUAAUUUUCAGUUUUACUUCCACAGUAGUUUAAUUUUGGAGACUUUUGAUGAAGUUUAUGAACAUGACGUCAUCACGUGACAGUGCGCGAGAGAGUGCAAGAGACAGAGAGAGAGAGAGAGACAGAGAGAGAGAGCGGGAGAAAGAUGGCGAGUCACUUACCAAGUGACCCGGUCCCAAAGAAGAACAGGACUACAGCAGACUGGCAGUAUUUCGGUUCCGAGCUAAUGAGAAGAGAGAGCCGGUAAAAUGCCGAGGCAAUUUGUAAAUUGUGCAAUACGCUGAUUGAAUUUAAUUGAUGUGUGCGCGGUGCAUUCUGCGCAAAAACUGUUCUGGAUGGUCAGGUUAGUUUAAUUGUUUGACUGUUGUAUUUACACCUUUUUAGAAGCUGGUCUUUUUUGUUAUUAAAAGUUAAGGUUGUGAUUUUCAUUUAAUUGAUAUGUGCGGAGCGCAUUCUGCGCAAGACAGUUCUGGAUGGUUACUGGAUGGAUGUUAAUUGUUUGUUGUAUUUGCACUUUUUAAGCUGUUGCUAAUAAAAGUUGUUAAUAAAAGUUGUUAAUAAUUUCCACAUUAUGUUGUUGUUCUUUCAUUAUUAGUGGUUGGGUUUCAGUUUCUGAAUGGUGUAGGGACAAGCCAACAGUUUGGUGAUGCUGUCUGAGCCUCGAGUUAUAUUUUUUUAAUUCGUCAUGGUAAUACCGGAUACCGGGAUAAAAUGUGGAGAUGGUAUGACGGUAUCAAAAUUUGGAUACUGCCCAACUCUAGUUUGAACAACACAAGUAAAGCUGUGAUGAGAAGAGGAAACACUGAGCAGUCAGAGUCAGUAUCAACCUGUUUCCUCUGAGUCUGAUUCAUGGCAGAGCUCCUUCAUGGUUGAAGACUCCAUCAGGAGAGUUUUCUUGUGUUUUUAUGUCUUCAUGAGCAGGAAUCUUUCAGUCUGUGUGUCUUCAAGCUGCAGAGUCACAACAUGAACACAUUAGUUUUCUUCUCCAGCUUCAAGGUUUCUUCAAGGGGAAAUUCAAUUUUGAGAUUUUAUAAUCCAGUUUCACACAAUCUGCUGGAAGAAGUAUAACAGCUGUCUGUGAGGAUCCAAACUGAAAACUGUUAACUAUGUGAUAAUCCUGUUGUUAUUUGUGAUGAUUCUACUUGUAAAAAGUGCUGAAUGUUGUAAACAUGGGCUGCAGUUGAUGAAUUAAAGCUCCUUCGGAUCA
Messenger RNA from Salarias fasciatus (jewelled blenny), 3296 nucleotides. RefSeq names its product E3 ubiquitin-protein ligase TRIM39-like. Gene Ontology annotation, molecular function: protein binding; zinc ion binding. The record is from RefSeq and is a predicted model, not a curated record. Lineage: Eukaryota; Metazoa; Chordata; Actinopteri; Blenniiformes; Blenniidae. Bases 129 to 1769 code for a protein of 546 amino acids. The transcript is spliced from 2 exons.